Prunus persica (peach) is the source of this 1205-nucleotide messenger RNA. RefSeq names its product nudix hydrolase 15, mitochondrial. Gene Ontology annotation, biological process: coenzyme A catabolic process. Gene Ontology annotation, molecular function: coenzyme A diphosphatase activity; acetyl-CoA hydrolase activity. Lineage: Eukaryota; Viridiplantae; Streptophyta; Magnoliopsida; Rosales; Rosaceae. Bases 265 to 1098 code for a protein of 277 amino acids. The record is from RefSeq and is a predicted model, not a curated record. The transcript is spliced from 4 exons.
UAGUCCUCUUGAUCUUUCUUUCUUUCUUUUUUUUCUUUUUUUUUUUUGGACAAAAGUCCUCUUGAUCUCGGGACUGAUAAUAUAAUAUGGAUUUUCUUAAAUAGAUAAUAAUAAUAAUAAUUUAGGGUUCAACCGUAAAUAAUAAUCAACCGUAAUGUGCAAGUGUUUCCAUAACCAUUGCUGAAUUUGCCGAGUGAAACAACCAACAAACCCCAAUAACUAGUCUUGUCUUCUACUACUAUUUACUAUGCAGAGCUACAGCCCAUGAUCUCACUCCUGAGAAGGCUAUCAACAUCACCUCCGCUACUCAUGGAGCCGGCCAAUUCUUGUGUAGGGUCACAGAGACUUUUGGCCUUGGCCCAACAGCUCCGUCUCUACAAGCCACCUCCUUUCUCCUCCGACGAUGAUAUUGAGGAGCAGAGAAUCGAAGAAAUUGCUCACAAGGUUGUGUCGCAGGUGGGUUUUGCUGAAUCUAAUACCCCAAUUGCACAAGACCCAGAAAGGUUCAGACCCAAGAGAGCCGCUGUUUUGCUCUGUCUCUUUGAAGGGGAUGUUGGGGAUCUGCGUGUUAUUCUCACUAAGAGGUCAUCAAAGCUGUCCACCCACUCGGGUGAAGUUGCUUUGCCAGGCGGGAAAACAGAGGAGGGAGACAAAGAUGAUGGGGACACGGCAACAAGGGAGGCAAAAGAAGAGAUUGGUUUGGAUCCUUCGCUUGUCAAUGUUGUCACUGUUCUCGAACCAUUCUUGUCUAAGCACCUACUGAGAGUUGUCCCCGUUAUUGGCAUACUCAAUGAAAAGGAAGCAUUCAAGGCUGCUCCAAAUCCUGCUGAAGUGGAAGCCGUAUUCGAUGCUCCAUUGGAAAUGUUCAUCAAGGAUGAAAACCGGAGGUCAGAGGAGAGGGAGUGGAUGGGAAACAAGUAUCUGAUUCAUUUCUUUGACUAUGAAACCAAGAACAAGAAGUACAUAAUAUGGGGCUUAACUGCUGGUAUCUUGAUUAGGGCUGCAUCAAUUGUAUACAAACGCUCACCACCUUUUGUGGAGCAGAAUCCCAUUUACAAGGUUCCUAGAGUUGUAGACAUAAAUACCACGAUUCCGUAAUUUUUUUUAACAAACUGUGGAUUGGGUUGUAUUUGAAAUGAUCUUCUUUCCUGCAAUAAUAUUUACCUCAAUAUGCACUCUGUUCAAUAAUAGGAACAUUUAAGUCA